Pseudoliparis swirei is the source of this 6643-nucleotide messenger RNA. Its product is annotated as rap guanine nucleotide exchange factor 6-like. Gene Ontology annotation, biological process: small GTPase-mediated signal transduction; positive regulation of ERK1 and ERK2 cascade. The coding region runs from base 542 to 5641 and encodes 1699 amino acids. Gene Ontology annotation, molecular function: guanyl-nucleotide exchange factor activity; protein binding. The record is from RefSeq and is a predicted model, not a curated record. The transcript is spliced from 29 exons. NCBI's taxonomy places the organism in Eukaryota, Metazoa, Chordata, Actinopteri, Perciformes, Liparidae.
AAAAUAUUUCAAAACGCAACAUUAUGAAUCCAAUCUUUAAAAAAAAGAAGUGUUUUGUAUUUGACUUUCCAGUCUGUCGUAAGCAACUGUAAUGUCCGACAGCACGUGAACGCAACCCCGUGUCCGUGAAGACAGAUGUCGUCAACUCUCCGAGGAGGCGGGGCCUCAACGAAAAGAAAUCUGAACUCCUGGACGCGUCGCUGCGGAGGUGGAGGGUUCCUUCCCCGGAGAUGAGCAGCAGCGCCCCGGACCACAUGUGCCGCGGGUUCGACUUCCUGUCACGGCUCAGCGGCGGCGGCAGCGGCUCGCGACGCGCAGUAGUUUAAAAAAAGAAGGAAAGAAAAAGAAAGAAAAAGUUGUUCUCUUUUCCUGGAGAAGAAGGAGCUCCAUCCGAAAUGCUGCGGGGCGGCGCGCAGCUCGCCGCGGGAUGUGAGGCCGUCCGGCUCGGGUAGAAGACGCGCGAGGAGCCGGCGGAGGAGCAGCGGAGGAGGAGGAGGAGGACGCGGGACUCUAAUACUUAUAUUCUUGUGGAGCCGACGUUAUGAAAAUGACCGGAGCCAUGGAAACUUCUUUCAAACUGGCUUUGAAGAAGCCGCCCCCGCUGCGGACCGCAGAGGACCUGCACACCAUCUACUGCCACCUCUACCACAUGGACGUGCUCUCUCACCUCAGGGAACACCAGCUCAGGUCCAUGUGCAGCUCGGCCCGGUACGAGCGACACGAGGCCAACCACAUCCUGUUCUACCCCGACAGCGUCGCCACCUGCUGGUUCAUCCUGCUCUCUGGCUCCGUCUUCGUCAAGGAGCACAUGUACCUGGCCAGGUGCUGUUUCGGGAAGCAGCUGGAGGGCCGGCGGGGCUGUGAAUGCAUCACUUUGGAGCCGUCAGAAAUGAUUGUGUGGCACCGGCUCUCCACUCUCUGGAGGAACUGGAUGUUCUUCCAGGAGCCGGCAGAAGAGCCGGGGCCCGGGAGGCCGGAAGGGGACCCGGACCCCGACCCGGACCCCGACCCGGACCCUCAGACCCCCACGGGCCUCGGGACCCACACGGUGGAUUACGAGAAGCAGAACCCUGGAGUUGUGGAUCUGAACUUUGACCCCAGGAAGCCGGCCGCUCGCUCCGGGCUGCCGCGGCGGAGCCGCUCCGAGCCGCGGCGCUCGGGCGGCGGCGGUUCUGAGGACCGUGUGGCCCGUGUGUUGCAGGUGGACAACGGCGGCGACGGGGACGACGGGCUCCUCCUGCGGGACGGGGCCCAGAGGAGCUCCAGGAGGCGCUUCAGGAGGGUGAACCCCCGGGGGGAGCGCAAGCUCAUCACCGACGCCCGGCCCGCCGGAUACAGCACGCUUCCUGCCGACCUCAAUAAGAUGCACCUCACGGACCACGCCCAUCAGCAGGUGGUGCACAUGCCUCCCAGCCAAUCAGGAUGCAGCAUCGCCAGCGACUCGGGGAGCAGCAGCCUCUCGGACAUCUACCAGGCCACGGAGAGCGAGCCGGGGGACGUGGACCUGUCCGGCCUCCCGGAGGCCGCGGUGGACAGCGAGGAAGAGGAGGAGGAAGACGAGGACCUGGAGAGGGCCUCGGACGCGCUGCUGGGCCGAGACCUGGUCCGGGAGUGUCUGGAGAAAGAGCCGGCAGACCGCAACGACGACGACAUCGAACAACUCCUUGAGUUCAUGCACCAGCUGCCGGCCUUCGCCAACAUGACGAUGUCAGUGCGUCGCGAGCUGUGUGGCGUGAUGGUGCUGGAGGUGGUGGAGCAGGCCGGCACCGUCCUGCUGCACCACCAGCAGGAGGUACGGCCGGUCGAGAGCCUGUCGCCGGGUAGUUUUCACCUCCUGGGGAGGAGCCUCGGAACCCCAGAGCGCCUCAUCAUGCACCUGGUGGAGGAGCCCUCGGCGGUGGACCCCACCUACAUCGAGGACUUCCUGCUGACCUACAGGACCUUCCUGACCGACCCCAUGGAGGUCGGCAAGAAGCUGCUGGAGUGGUUCCACGUGGACGGCCUCCGGGACACGGUCACGAGGAUCGUGCUGCUGUGGGUCAACAACCACUUCAACGACUUUGAGGGCGACCCGGCCAUGACCCGCUUCCUGGAGGACUUCGAGAGACACCUGGAAACCACGAAAAUGAAGGGCCACCUGCGGCUGCUGAACAUCGCGUGUGCAGCCAAGGCCAAGUGGCGGCAGAUCACCCUGCAGAAGGCGUCCCGGGAGGCGGCGCUGCACUUCAGCGUGCAGGGCGGCAGCGAGCGCGGCUUCGGCAUGUUCGUGGAGUCGGUGGAAGUCGGGAGCAAAGCGGCCGAAGCCGGACUGAAGCGGGGAGAUCAGAUCAUGGAGAUCAACGGCCAGAACUUUGAGAACAUCUCCUUCUCCAAGGCUGUGGACAUCCUGAAGAACAACACGCACCUGGCCAUCACGGUCAAGACCAACAUCUUCGUCUUCAAGGAGCUGCUCUGCCGGAUGGUUCAGGAGAAGAAGAACGGCGGUCCUCACAUUCCUAAGAUCCAGGAGAAGAAGGGGAACCGCUUCUCCAUCGCCGACCUGCCCGGAGACCUGGAGUUCUCCUCGGACCACAAGAGCGGCCGCAAGCUGAAGGCCAGCACGGUGUCGGGGGGGCGCAACAAGAUCCGCAAGAUGCUGGAGAAGACGCGCUUCAGCAUCCUGCCCCCCAAGCCCUUCAGUGAUGGCGGUGUGGGUCAGUCCCAGGACGACAGCAUCGUGGGCACUAAGCAGUGCCGCCACAGCGUGGCCAUCAUGCCGAUCCCCGGCAGCCUGUCGUCCAGCAGCCCCGACCUGCUGCACCCGGCCAGCAGCGUGCUGGACUUCUCCAACCCGGCAGACAUCCCGGACCAGGUGAUCCGCGUGUUCAAGGCCGACCAGCAGAGCUGCUACAUCAUCAUCAGCAAAGACACCACCGCCAAGGACGUGGUGGCGCACGCAGUACACGAGUUCGGCCUGCUGGCGGCGCCAGAGAGCCACUCGCUGUGCGAGGUGUCGGUCAGCCCCGAUGAGGUCAUCAAGCAGCGCCGGCUGCCCGACCAGCUGGCCAAGCUGGCCGACCGCAUCCAGCUCAACGGCAGGUACUACCUGAAGAACAACAUGGAGACGGAGACGCUGUGCUCCGACGACGACGCCCAGGAGCUGCUGAGGGAGAGUCAGAUCGCCCUGCUGCAGCUCAGCACCAUGGAGGUCGCCGCGCAGCUCUCCAUGAGGGACUUUGAGCUGUUCAGGAACAUCGAGUCCACAGAGUACGUGGACGACUUGUUCAAGCUGGACUCGUCGUUGGGGAGCGGGAACCUGAAGCAGUUUGAGGAGGUGAUCAACCAGGAGACCUUCUGGGUCGCCACGGAGAUCCUGAAGGAGCCCAGCGCCCUGAAGAGGAUGAAGACCAUCAAGCACUACGUGAAGAUCGCCCUGCACUGCCGGGAGUGCAAGAACUUCAACUCCAUGUUCGCCAUCAUCAGCGGCCUGAACCUGGCGCCGGUGGCCCGGCUGCGCGGCUCGUGGGAGAAGCUGCCCAGCAAGUACGAGAAGCUGUUCGUGGACCUGCAGGACGUGUUCGACCCGUCCAGGAACAUGUCCAAGUACCGCAACGCGCUGAGCAGCCAGAGCAUGCAGCCGCCCAUCAUCCCGCUGUUCCCCGUGGUCAAGAAGGACCUCACCUUCCUGCACGAAGGAAACGACUCCAGCAUCGACGGCCUGGUGAACUUCGAGAAGCUGAGGAUGAUCGCCAAGGAGAUCCGACACGUGGUGCGGCUGACCUCGGCCAACAUGGACCCGGCCCUCAUGUUCAGGCAGAGGAAGAAGAGGUGGAAGAGUUUAGGGUCUCUGAGUCAGGGCAGCACCAACUCCAACAUGCUGGACGUGCAGGGCGGCGCCCACAAGAAGCGCGUGCGCCGCAGCUCGCUGCUGAACGCCAAGAAGCUGUACGAAGACGCCCAGAUGGCGCGCAAGGUGAAGCAGUACCUGAGCAACCUGACGGUGGACGAGGACGAGGAGCGCCACCAGGUGACCUCGCUGCAGUGUGAGCCGGCCUACAGCACCCUGUCUAAGAACCUGAACGAGCGGCGCUCCACUAAGUCCGACAUGUCUCCGGUGUUGCUGCGCUCGGCUCCGCUCUCGGGGAAGACCCAGAACCGGGUGUCCCAGGUCCUCCAGGUCCAGGUCCCGCUGAACCCACUACGGAAGAAGAGCACAACCAAGGACAUCGGCGUCCCCAACUCCAGCUCCCCCCAGGUGGUGAAGAAGCCUCCCUCCGCCCCCUCGGAGGAGUGGAUCUCCUCCAAGAGGCCGUCUGACGACAGCGCCUCCUUGUUCUCCUCGCUGCACUCCAGCCCCGCGGCGUCUCCUCAGGGCUCCCCGCGCAAAGGUGGGGGCGUGGCCAAGUCGCAGAACUACAGCCACACGUCGGGCUCGUCGUCGUCUCUGACCAGCGACGCCAAGGCGGCCGGCCUGCGGAGCUACGGCAUAGGUUACACCCUCCCCCACUCCAAGGCGGACCACCUGUGGGACUCGAGUCACAGCGAGGUCUCGUCCCGCUCCAGCAUCUGCUCCGUGGACUUGGCUCCGCCUCCCAACGCCGACGAGCACAACGGCAGGACCGGCGCCGCCAACGCCGUCGCUACGGCAACCGCAGGCGCUCCGGUCGCCGAGAGCGGCGCGGCGACGACGCACCUGAACUCUGUCAACCACCUGACCAGCUCGUCGUUGGCCCGGGGCUUCGUGUCGCGCGCCUUCGCCUCCUCCGCCUCCACGGAGGAGCUGACCCCGGACCACGCCUCCCUGGACAGCGGGCGCGGCAGCUGGACCUCCUGCUCCUCCAACUCCCACGACUCCUUCCAGAGCCUCCCGGCCUCCUCGUGCCGGCCCUGGGACCACGGCGUCCACGGCGUCCACGGCGGCCACGGCGUCCACGGCGGCCACGGCGUCCACGGCGUCCACGGCGUCCACGGCGUCCACGGCCACCCGGGCGCCUUCAAGCACGCGCAGCUGCCGCCGGCGGCCAUCGCCGAGGCCGCGGGCCGCGAGGCGUGGGCCGCCGUGGACGCCGCCGCCGCCCGGCACCACGCCAGGAAGUCCAGCUCGGACCUGUCCAACCAAUCGCGGCAGAGCUGGGCGUCGUCCGGCUCGCUGUCGGACGCCUACGAGGGGAGCUACGGGACCAUCAAGAGGAGGAACGCCUCCUCGCCCGCCGAGGAGGAGGAGGCGGGGCAGAGCGCGGACCCCGCCUACAAGACGGUGACGUCGAGCACAGAGAAAGGCCUGAUAGUGUAUUGUGUCACGUCCCCCACCAAGGACGAGCGUUACCGAGCUGCCCCUCCCACCCCUCCAGGCUACCAGGGUCUGGCUCUGGGGGACCUGGACCUCCCCCCCCGGCCCCCCCACCUCCGGCCUCCGGACUACAGCGUGGCCCUGCAGAGGAGCAAGCUCCUGCAGAGCCCCGGGGCGGCCGGCGGGCUGGCGGAGGCUCGGAGGCUGGCCGGCAACCACCACCUCCCCCACCCCCCCCACCACCCACACCCCCACCCGGAGGCCCGGACCACCGGCUCCUCCCCCCAGGUCCACUCCAGACCGCCCAGCGUCUGCCUCCCGCCGCAGGAGCCGGCCGACAGCGAGGACGAUGAGCAAGUGUCAGCGGUGUGAAGACGGCCAUCUCACACACACACACACACACGCACACACACAUACACACACACACACACAGACCUGUCGAUCAGGCUUUGGACUGAACUAGCAGCCUGCAGAGCACAUUCUCCACACACACACACGUGUGACGUCACCACGGCCCACAAUGCACCUCUCCCCGGGUCACGUGACUCCUCCGCCUCCAGAGACUUCUCCCAUCAUCACUUCUUAAAAACUCAUUUCACGAGGCGACAGGAAAAUGUUUUAGAUACUUUUAAAAAUGAGACGACUCUUGAACAAAGCAGGAAAACAACAACAAAUAGGACAACAAGGAGAACUAAAGGAACAGCAAUGACUUGAGGAGUGGAAUCAGACCUCCUGCUCCUCCUCUCUCUAAAGGUUUGACCAGACUGGACACGCAUCAUGUUUCUGCUUCUCUGAGCUUUGCAACGCUUUAAUGUGAGGAGGAGGAGCAGGAGGAGGAGCAGACUAAACGGACAGAAGGCGGCGGGUAUCAGACAUCGUGAGAGUAGGAAACACUUUUUAGAUUUUUGGGGUUCUUUGUCACUGAAGAUGUUUAUUUAUGUUUGUCUGACUCGGGGAACUUUAGCGCCGUGCUGCCUCCUGCAUGUUCUAUUAAUGAGCUGAAGAACACACACACACACACACACACACACAGAGGACGGUGUUUACACAGUUUGUUUACAGGUGUUUUUUUGAGCUGUGCAUUUUGUCUAUAGAGCAGCAGGAAUACGUGUAUUGAUCUGUUAUUUGGGGUCGGGGCUUCUUAUUUAAAAGAAGGAGCAGCCAAUCGUCUCCUCCCGCGUUCAGACGACGUUGUGUAGAAUAUUUAAUAUUUUGCUUGGAAGAAGAAAGGAAAAAAAGUCUGUUAUGAAAUCGGAGGCGAGUGUGUACAUUUAGUUUAUGGAAAAUAAUAUUUUAGUGUAUCUGAAUAUUACUGGAACCAGACGAGCUCCUGUUCACAAGGAGACUAAAAACCACGACUGCUAUUAUAUUAUA